Molecule: messenger RNA, 6448 nt
Organism: Lepisosteus oculatus (spotted gar)
Lineage: Eukaryota; Metazoa; Chordata; Actinopteri; Semionotiformes; Lepisosteidae
Product: protein mono-ADP-ribosyltransferase PARP6
Biological process (GO): endoplasmic reticulum unfolded protein response
Cellular component (GO): membrane; endoplasmic reticulum tubular network; nuclear envelope
Molecular function (GO): kinase binding; NAD+ poly-ADP-ribosyltransferase activity; protein serine/threonine kinase activator activity
Source: RefSeq, a predicted model, not a curated record
AGCAGUGGCUGAAACGCACUGAGCAUGCCCACAACGGGCUGUGUUGUCAGGCAAAAUAAGACAGCAGAAGGAGCAGAGAUCUGCAAUAGAUAAACACACACACAGCUAGGCAGACAUAAAGAGAGAGAAUAGAGGAGGGGUAGAAAGAUUCGAUUCCAGCUACCAUUGUGCUUUUCUGAGGAACAGAGACAGAAAGCUGGGAGCUCAGUGCCACAACAAAAAAUUAAACAAAAAGAAAAAGACAGCAUUUCUCUUUCUACCUCACGAGAAGGCUGAAGUAGUUGUGUGAAGCAGUGGUUGCCACGGAAACAGCAGAGAGAGCUGCCUACCCAGUGGAUGCUAAAUCUACAGAUUGCCUUGCUUCUCGUCCUACUGUAAACAGUUCAGUGGCCGGAAUGGAGGAGAAAGGCCUAGUCCUAUCUGAGCUUCACCUAUGAACUGCAAAUCCAAUGAUUGGCUGCUGAAGACAGUGAGAAGGUAGUGACUUCAUUGAGUGACCUCAAUGCUGAGGCUGCCCUGUCAAUCUCUCUGUCUGCAGGACGUCAAAGGCCAGUAUUGGACUGAUGAGGAAUCUGAUGGAGACAAUGACUCCGAGGAGUUCCUGUAUGGGAUCCAGGGGAGCUGUGCCGCUGACCUAUACCGUCACCCUCAGCUGGAUGCUGACAUCGAGGCUGUGAAGACCAUUUACAGUGAAAAUUCUCUGUCUGUCAGGGAGUAUGGAACCAUUGACGAUGUGGACAUUGACUUGCAAAUUAACAUCAGUUUCUUGGAUGAGGAGGUGGCGACUGCAUGGAAAGUUAUAAGAACAGAACCGAUUGUCCUCCGUCUCCGUUUCUCCUUGUCUCAGUACCUCGAUGGACCGGAGCCUUCAGUGGAAGUGUUCCAGCCUUCAAAUAAAGAAGGUUUCAGUUUGGGACUGCAGCUUAAGAAGAUCCUCACCAUGUUCACCUCCCAGCAGUGGAAACACCUGAGCAAUGAGUUCCUGAAGGCUCAGCAGGAGAAACGGCAUAGCUGGUUCAAAGCUGGAGGCACCAUCAAGAAGUUUCGUGCUGGCCUGAGCAUCUUCUCCCCCAUCCCAAAGUCUCCCAGUUUCCCUCUGAUCCAGGACUCCGUGAUGAAGGGGAAGUUGGGUGUGCCGGAGCUGCGGGUGACCCGGCUCAUGAACCGCUCCAUCUCCUGUACCAUGAAGAACCCCAAGGGGGAGCUCUUCAGCUACCCCCCCAACAGCCAGAGUGUGGCUGUCCCAGCGGCCAGGCCUCCUGCGCAGAUUACCACGAAGCAGCUGAUUGAAUUGUUUUUCUCAUCCCAGGCGGGGGGCCACUGCAAGAACAUUCCUACCUUGGAGUAUGGCUUCCUAGUGCAGAUAAUGAAAUACUCUGAGCAGCGGAUCCCUACUCUAAAUGAGUACUGUGUUGUCUGUGAUGAGCAGCAUGUGUUUCAGAACGGAUCCAUGUUGAAGCCGGCUGUCUGCACCAGGGAGCUGUGUGUCUUCUCAUUCUACACACUGGGGGUGAUGUCAGGGGCGGCAGAGGAGGUGGCCACUGGAGCAGAGGUGGUCGAUCUUCUAGUGUCCAUGUGCAGAGCAGCUCUGGAGUCACCCAGGAAGAGCAUCAUUUUUGAGCCAUAUCCGUCUGUAGUUGAUCCCAAUGACCCCAAGACACUGGCUUUUAACCCUAAGAAGAAGAACUACGAGAGAUUGCAAAAGGCUCUGGACAGUGUGAUGUCUAUUAGGGAGAUGACACAGGGAUCUUACCUAGAGAUUAAGAAGCAGAUGGACAAACUAGACCCAUUAGCUCAUCCUCUGCUGCAGUGGAUCAUAUCAAGUAACCGAUCCCACAUUGUCAAGCUGCCCCUCAGCAGGCAACUCAAGUUCAUGCAUACAUCCCAUCAGUUCCUGCUGCUUAGCAGCCCCCCAGCAAAAGAGGCUCGAUUCCGAACAGCCAAGAAACUCUAUGGGAGCACCUUCGCCUUUCAUGGUUCCCAUAUAGAGAACUGGCACUCCAUUCUGAGAAAUGGACUAGUCAAUGCUUCUUAUACCAAACUGCAGCUGCAUGGGGCAGCAUAUGGAAAGGGGAUCUAUCUCAGCCCCAUCUCCAGCAUUUCCUUUGGAUACUCAGGGAUGGGGAAAGGACAGCACCGAAUGCCCACAAAAGAUGAGCUGGUACAACGUUACAACCGGAUGAACACCAUACCACAGAGUCGUCCCAUUCAAUCCAGAUUUCUUCAGAGCAGGAAUUUAAACUGCAUUGCACUUUGUGAGGUAAUAACCUCGAAAGACCUUCAGAAACAUGGGAACAUCUGGGUGUGCCCAGUGUCAGACCACGUUUGCACACGAUUCUUCUUCGUGUAUGAAGAUGGCCAAGUGGGAGAUGCCAAUAUAAACACUCAGGAGCCUAAAAUUCAGAAAGAGAUCAUGCGCGUGAUUGGUACUCAGAUUUACUCCAGCUGAGCAGCAGUGAGAGAGGAGGCAUUGGAAACGAAGCUGAGAUAAAAGCCCCAGGAGACUACAGUUUCAUGCUUGGGCUCAGUAAUGAAUGGACUGAAUGCAACAAACUAGUUUCAGACCUAGUCUGCAUAAUCUGGAAAGAGGGAGCCAGUGAAAUAUUUGUCCUUUCUUUCUCCUCCAUGUCCCUUUUAGAACAACAUCAGGCAAAGAGCCUUCAAGGUGCGUCUUUAAUGUUGCUCUAUGCACUUGACUAUAUUUUAGCACCCUGGAGAGAAGUAAGACACACAGAAAAGUACAGAUUAUGGAAAUUUCCAGAUGGAAAUGACUGGUUUCACCCAUGAGGAGGCUGCUAAGGUAGCAUUACUAAGCCUUAAUGAAUGGGGCUACCAAACAAUAAAAGCAUGAUUCAUCGACAGAGGGAAGGGAAUAAAAAUACACACAAAGCAGGUAUCUACUGGUGCAUGUUUUCAGGUUUGGUGACUUUGACAUUUCUGUGGAAGCUACAGAUGACUGCUUGUUUCAUCAUCCUGAUCUUUUUCUGUCAGUGGGAAAUAACCUCUUUUCCCAGUUUCUGUAUUUUACUGAAAUUGAAGGACACAGUUUUGAAAAACAUCAGAAAUGUGGUUCGAAAAGGAGAUCUUAACCAGAUGUAAACAAACUUUUAAACCCUCAAAAUGUGCCAAACUUUACUGUUUACUUUAACAAACAACACCUUUAAAUCUAACCUUUAUAGGAAAUCAGUUCUUGUCCUUUUUAGAAAGAAUAUAUUUAAGUUGGUUGCAUUUUACUUAUGUAUUAUACUUAAUGAUGAAACUUAGAUGCAACCAAAUGUAGUAACCCACUAAGCUUAAAAUUUAUACAGCAUUGCAUUUAGAAAUGUGUUUGCUUUUUAUGACUGAAUGAGCAAAAUGCAACUUGAAUUAAAAUGAAUACAUUUGUUGUUGAAAAAUGUCAAUGAUUACAUUUCUAACCUUCCUUUUUAUUAAGACCAUCAUAAAAAAGGUCAAAAACAUACAGUAUUUUAAUUUUAAUUAUUUAUUGUUCCUUCCUGGGCUUUUUCCAUACUCUAUUUUCUUUUUAAAAGAACUUUCAAGAUAAUACAGAUUUAAAAAAAACAAUUUUCAGUGAACUUGCAGUAAGGCAACAUACUGAUUAUGAAGUUUCCAAAGCUUCUAGAAUAUAUUGAUCAGUACAGAAUACAGAUAAAAUGAAAAAGAAAGAAAUUACUAAAGAGAAUAAAUCACUGCAUUUCACCAAAGAGAACUUCUAUUCUUCUAUCAUUUCUCAUGAGUGAAUCACCACAUUUUCUUUAACUGUUAUUAUUCCUGUAAUUAAGUUUCUUCAUUUCAAUGAUACAGACUGUUCUGGGACCUCAUAACAGAAUGUUUUGUACUUGCUCAUGCAUUAGGAGUUUUCACCAGUUUCUAGGGAAUUAAUACUGUUUUUAAUUACAGAUAUCCAUUUCUGAAAAGAUUUCUUUAAAAUAAAAGGAAGAAAAUAGCACAGGGAAAACUUCACUAUAGAACAAGACUGCUUAAGCAAUUGACCUUUUCUGUGAAGCUGGUUUGCACCCAUUUCUAAGUAGUGUUAAGACCACUUAUUUCAAGUUUUUUCUUAUUGGAAAAACCUAUUGAAUGCUAAACAACAGUCUAAAUAGAAAUAAUGGCUGAGAUCCCCAUACACCAUGUGAAAUUUAACCUAUGUGAAAUUAGUAAGAUUGUUUUGUAAUGUACAGAAAGUAGAACAACGUUUUGAUAGCAUGUGAAUACCCCUAGUGUUCUCUUAUGGUCCGCCACCCUGAUUAAUUUCUUUGGUGGAUUUAUGCUGAGCUGCAGUCACAGCACAUUAGAGCAACAACAAAUGUCCAUCGCAUUUACCAGUAUGUCCACACAUUUAUGCCUGUUACUGUAACUGCUCUGAUUCUGGGUAGUUGUUACUCAACAACUGGGAUAGAGGCAGAAUAUCUAAAAUUUAAUUUGGUGAGAAGAGCAACAUACAUUAUACUGAGAAACAAUCUUUCUCCCAUAACAUGUAAAUGUUAAGAAGUAAGUCAGUUCGAUAACAUUAGUGUUAAAUACCAGUCGCUGUGGGUCUCUUGAUUUACUACACAGAUUUGAUUGUUUGAAUAUAAUGAUUUGACUGACUUGACAUAAACAAUACCAAUUAGAAUUUUGGUUUACCUGGAAAACAUUAAUCAGAUGACAUUGAAAUAAUCAGAGAUCAACAAAGCGGCUGACAGAUUCACUGCAAAAAAUAAACAAUCCUGUAUGUGGAUGUGGAGGUUUGUCAUACAGAUUGCAAUCCAUAUCUUUAUAUAUGUCUGCUGGUUUUGAAGUACAGAAAGAACAUUUUGAUUUUUUUUUGCAAUCUGAUUCUAUAUACACUUGAGGACAAGAGAUCUAAGUACUGUCCUUUGAUUACAGAGGGAGGUCUGCCCAGUGCAUGGCAAAUAUAGUACAUGCUUGAGUGUUGCACACUGUGCAUGCAAGCAUGUUUAGUCAUGCAAUAUUAUGUCUAAAACCGAUAUUUUCACAGCUCUUGACUGCACUGUGUAUUUAUAUAAAAGAACAAACACAAGGCUGCCACCCACAAUCGAAUGACUUCAUCACUGUGGAGGAGAGAUUUGUUUGUACAGUACCCACCAAAAAAGCUUUAAAACCUGUUUUCAUUAUUCUGUUUUUUCUGCCUGAUUCCAUUCAGCAUCUCUCUUUAACAAUAAAAAGCUUGGAAAUAAAUUCAGGCUUGUAAACAAUCACCUUCUUUGUUUGAAGAUAACACAAAGCAACAUUAAUAAUUAAAGAGAGUUUGCUUUUCUGACAGUUUCCUUUAAAAACUGAAAACUAAUUUUCUGCUGAUCUCCGGUGCUCAGUUCUGAAUGCCCUGUUUGUCUCCUAGCUGUGCUAGUUUCUGUGUACAUAACCAUUAUAUAUUUGACAAGCUACACCUAAAUGUCAAAUGAACAAAACCUUUAUCAAACUGAAUCAAUUCUGUGUUUCUGGAAACGUUUACCAAGGGAAAAGAGCUCAACAGAAGAGCUGAUUUUUUAAUCUGUAAACAUAAGUCUUAGAAUUUACAAAAUUCACAUAAUAACCUAAGGGAAAUUCACAACUUGUGCUUUAGUCAUAGCUGCAAAACUCAAUUUAUAAAUGUGUGAAAUGAAAAUUCUGAUGAAUUGCAUGGUGUUACAAAUCAACAAUAUAAGUGAACUAAAUUGUUUUAAACUGGUUUUCACUUUGUCUGGCAAAGCAUUUCAUUGGCUGAAGGCGCAGAGGUGCUCUCCAAACCUCUGAUGUGUGACACUGAUGUUGGUUCACACAAAUUCAGACUCACAAUUCAAGGUUAUAUUGUUCAGUAUGUGCACACAGAACAUAGUUUCUGAAGAAAAAAACAAGAAAUUUUGUUCUUGAAAAACAAAGCAGUCAAGUUAAGAAUGGAAAGAAACAAAUCCCAGGUUGCAGAAAACAUCAGAAAAACAUUUUUAAAAUUAAUUUCUCUGCUUUUUGUUCUUUUUCUUUAAAUACGGUGAGAAUACAGGGGCUGUAUACGGCCUAUGAACAAAAUUGGGUGCAGAGGAAACCAUAAAGAGAAAUGUGAAGUAAAUGUUUUAAUGAAAAACAGUUUUGUUCUGUAUAUACAGUACAGUAUUUGAGUCUUUGAACACAAAGAUAGAAGACAUUUCUCAUAGUGAUUUGUUUGAAAAAAAAAGUGUUUGUACAGAUAUGGACUCAAUGUGCUGCAUUACUUUUAGGUCUGGGGUGGGGGGGUUGAUUUCUGCAGAAAUGUUGGGAAUUUCCAUGCUUAGGGUUCGAAAUAUGUGGGACAGAAGGGUCUCUCCUUCUCUAGCUCCUUUCUUGUUGAUGUUGUUGAGCUUGGACUGUGAAUGACAUUGUUCAGUGGUGACACCAUGGUAUUUAUGUGUCUAUAAAUGCAGUUCUCUAUUCUCUGUCAUUGUUGUGUGUGAAUGGAAGAAACUAAAUAAAUAAUGGAUUUUGCACAAUUGUA